AUGGAAAUACUCAAAGAACAACAAGGAUAUAUAGUGAGUCAAAGGAAAUUUACCUUGGAACUAUUGGCUGAGUUUGAUUGCAAAGGGGCUCCUGUUUCAUCUCUUCUUGAUCCAUCUUGCAAAUUGCACGCUGACUCAGAACCACCCAUGGAGGAUCCCACUAUUUAUCGGCGUUUGGUUGGGUUCUUCGAUACCUUAGAUCAGACCCAGGUCAAGGUAUUCUCCUCUCCUCUGCUCCCUCCUUUGAUCUUAUCUGGAUUCUUCAUUACCCUUGGUGGUGCUCCCAUUUCAUGGAAAUCGAAGAAGCAGAUUUCCAUUUCCUUGUCAUCCGCUGAAUCUGAGUAUCGCUCCAUGCGUCGUGUGACUGCUGAAAUCACUUGGCUUGUUCGUCUUCUCGCUGAUUUGUCUGCUCCUCCAACCUUGCCGGUACCUUUGCACUCUGACAGUCAGGCGGCCAUUCAUAUCGCUCGUAAUCCCGUUUUCCAUGAACGGACCAAACAUGUGGAGUUGGAUUGUCAUUUUGUCAGACAGCAAUUUCUUGCUGGUUUGAUAUCUCUUUCUUUUGUUCCUUCCAAGGACCAAGUCGCAGAUCUGUUUACCAAACCUUUAUCCGGUAUUUCUCACACCAAUAUCAUGCGCAAGCUGGGGGUUUUGUCUCUACCCACCAGCUUGAGGGGGGAUGAUGAAGAAAAGAAAACGAUGGCUUCUUCACAUCCAUUUUUUCCUAAGGUUGUUAAUGCUCCAGAAGAAGGACGUGAUCCUGAGGCACAAUUUCAAGCAGGGGAAUGA
Nicotiana attenuata is the source of this 789-nucleotide messenger RNA. RefSeq lists its product as uncharacterized. The record is from RefSeq and is a predicted model, not a curated record. The transcript is spliced from 4 exons. Lineage: Eukaryota; Viridiplantae; Streptophyta; Magnoliopsida; Solanales; Solanaceae. The coding region runs from base 1 to 789 and encodes 262 amino acids.